Molecule: messenger RNA, 228 nt
Organism: Bursaphelenchus xylophilus (pine wood nematode)
Lineage: Eukaryota; Metazoa; Nematoda; Chromadorea; Rhabditida; Aphelenchoididae
Source: the annotation of a GenBank genome assembly
AUGCAGAUACCUUGCCGCAUCCCUCCAAACAGUGCCGAGGCAAUGCACAGUGCGCUCAAACCAUUGCACAGUGCGCCUCGAGCCUGCACAGUGCGUUCAGGCCAUGCACAGUGCGAUCCCGAUGAUGCACAGUGCAAAACGAAGUCUGUCGCCAAGCAUGCCUUUGCACCGUGCGGAGAGUUUGCUGCGACAUGUCGCAUCUCCGCAAACGGCGAUGAGGCAAAAUGA